Messenger RNA from Mesorhabditis belari, 4695 nucleotides. The record is from the annotation of a GenBank genome assembly. Lineage: Eukaryota; Metazoa; Nematoda; Chromadorea; Rhabditida; Rhabditidae.
AUGGUGUCCGUCGAUUUGUAUACUCUAUUCGACAAUUUCGUCACCGCCAACAAUUUCAAGCAAAUCCUUCACACGUUUUACCUCAUUUGCACCCAGCUCGACCUCGAUCCAACCGACUCGAAGCGUGUUUAUGAAGAAUUACGAAAGGAGAUCAACGAUUGGAGGGCGCAAAAGUUGUGGAAACUGUUGGACAAGAAAUGGACACAAACCGAGUACCGGAGUCAAAAAGCUGCCAAUCGACUCAACGUUUUGAUCAUUGGAGCCGGACCAUGUGGACUUCGGACGGCGAUCGAGUGCGCUCUUCUGGGAUCGCGGGUUGUGCUCAUCGAGCAACGGGACAAAUUUAGUCGAAACAACGUGUUACAUCUUUGGGAGUUCGUCAUUCAUGAUCUGAAGUCCUUUGGCGCGAAGAUUUUCUACCCAAAGUUCUGCACGGGAAGCAUCGAGCAUAUUAGUAUUCGCCAAAUGCAGUGCAUCCUGCUUAAAGUCGCCCUUUGUUACGGUGUCCAAGUGUAUGAGGGUGUCACCUACAAGGAUCUUCUCACGCCGCAACCAAGAUUCGACAAGAAUGAAACUUACUCGGGUUUCCGUGCCUCACUUGAACCAGCCGAUCACCUACUUGGCGAUUACGAAUUCGACGUGCUGAUUGGAGCCGAUGGGAAAAGAAACACCAUAAAAGGAUUCUCACGAAUCACGGCCAAUUUCGUGAAUCGACAUACGGCUGCCGAAGAAAGAGUGCCCGAAAUAAGCGGUGUCGCCUACAUCUUUAAUCAGGCGUUCUUCAAGGAAAUGCACGCAACAACGGGAGUCGAUCUUGAAAACAUUGUCUACUAUAAGGAUGAAACUCACUACUUUGUGAUGUGCGCGAAGAAGCAGAGUCUGCUCGAGCAGGGCGUCAUUUUGAAGGAUUGCGAAGACGUGAACGUGUUGUUGUCGGCGGAAAAUGUGAACAAAGAGCAACUCUGCCGGUACGCCUACUCGGCAGCGCAAUUCGCGACAAAUGGCAAACUACCGAUCCUGGACUACGCGACAAAUCACAAGAGUCAGCCCGACAUUGCAAUGUUCGAUUUCACGUCGCUUUACUCAAGUAAGUACAGCGUUCGACUAAUUGAGCGAAACAAACGACGACUUUUGCUGGGAAUCGUUGGCGAUAGCUUGCAUGAGCCAUUUUGGCCGACCGGCUCUGGAUGUGCUCGCGGAUUUCUUGGUGUCAUGGACACGGCGUGGUUGAUCAAGGAGUACGGGAUGAACGAACGGGAACCCCUUCAACUUAUCGCCGAACGUGAAAGCAUUUAUCGGUUGUUGGCUCAAGUCACCAAGGACAAUCUGCACAAACAGUUGACGAAAUUCACGAUCGACCCGAAAACCCGUUAUGUGUCCUUGGAAAUAACGAUGCGACCGGAGGAUGUUGUGGAAAUCGUGGACUCUGAUGCUCCGAGAUCGAUCUACCACCGGCAACCCCAUCCGCGGCUCGACGCACACGAGCAUCCGGAAAGAAUGAAAUACGCGGCGUGGAGAUUCCUGACCCAUGCUCUGACACCGUACAAGCUGAAGCUCUACGAUAUGAACACGUCGUGGAACGACGGGAUGGCGCUGGCUGCAUUGGUGGCGAAAUUUCGACCCGAAUGCUUGGAUUAUUUUAACGUGUUGAGCUCGAGCGAACGGCCAAAGGAUCGCUUGGAAAUGGUCUUCUCGCGAGUCCGUGAACACUUGGAGAUCGCCGAGCCGUGCACCCCUGAACAAUGGCCAAGAUUGAGUGAAGAGUUGAAGUUGGACUACAUUUACGCGUUGAUCGGUCUCAUCAAAUCGGAUAUGUACCGGGUGCGCUCGAUUUUGAUCACACCGCGGAGCGCCGCCAGUAAACGACCGAAACCGAUGCCCACAAAGUUCGACACAUCAAAAGCGAAGAAGUCGGCGGUGAUCGAGAAUCUUCACGGGCAAAUCAAAGCCUUUUACGAAAGAGGGAAACCCACCGAUCAGCCAACGCCGCCACCGUUGAGGAGACAAUUGGAGCAUUUACCCAGCAUUGAAGAACCCACGGACGAUUCACGAUAUCUCACCAAAAAGCCGCAGGUGAGUGCCCUUGAUCCGGCUCUUGUUGGACGCGUCGAAAAGUUUAUCACCGGCAAGCGUGAGGAAAAUAAGGCAAAGAUUAGUGUUGAAGAGGUGGAACAAGUCGAGAUUCAGCGACAAGAAGUGAGAGAAGUUGUGGUUGAUGAGGGACAACAACUGGCAAACAUCAGCGGUCAAGAGGAAAAGAUUCCGCAACUGCCCGAACCCGAUUCACAAUCACCAUCGUUGACGUUGGUUACACGACGACAAGACGGAUCGGUGGUGAUGCGGCCCGUUGCCCCCCGUACAACCAAAGCGCGACAAAACACGUGUCAAUUAUGCAAUGAGGUGGUUUUCUUGGCCGAACGAAUGCAAGUCGAAUCGAUGUACGUUCAUCGGGGAUGCUUCAAAUGCUCGUUUUGCAGUCAACCGCUUCGUUUGGGCGAGUGUGGACAGGAUCGCGAGUUAGACAAGAUCGAGAAUUACCGCAAUAAGUUUUUCUGCAAAACGCAUCUCCGUUUACCGCUUCGGGAAAAGAUCGGAAGAAUCGAGUAUACGAAGAAAAAGGCGUUGGCUAAACAGGCUUCACAAGACGAAGGUGCCUCAUCGGACUCAUCAAAGGGGAAUCUCAGCGAAUCACCCGCUCAAAUCAUCAAUCGUUUCCCCCUGCAAGCACUCCCAUCACCGAUUCUCCCAAUUCGUGUCCCAGCGUGCCCACCAAAAACAGCCUCAUCGUCGAACAUGUUACACUACUAUGGAUCCGAUCAGAGAAGACUACAAGACUUGGUGUUGCCAAACGCGAAACGUGUGCUCACGUCGCCGGUGGAUUCGGAUCAAAAUGGCCUCCUCUCGACACCCGAAAGAGCCGCCUUUGACGCGCAACAAGAAAGGCCGAAAUUCAUUAAAAAAGCCGUUGACAUCGACAGUGAAUCUGAAGAAGAGGGAACGAGCGGGAGUAAUAGUUCAAGGGAAAGAACCGGAUCGUCGAGUUGCUAUUACUCAUCAAAAGAGGAGACGGACAGCUCGCUGCGAUCCCGCUCGAAUACACAAGACGUCGAUUUAAAUCAGACUUUCAUCGACGACGAGGGGAAUCACGAUGAAUCGCUGUCGGAUGAGGAGGAUAAUUUCGCGGAAGAGGAUUUACAGGAACUCGAGAAGACCGUUUUGGAGAUCACCGAGCAAAAUCCGAGCAAUAAGAUUGAGGAGUCGAUCGCUCGAUCGGUUUUGGAGCGAAUAAACAGCCGCCGGCGUGAGUCGAUACGACACGAAAGCAUACGCCAUACGGCGACGAAUUUCAAUCAAAUGGGAGCCGACACGUCGACGAAAGUUGAUCAACCCGGGCAUCGAUCCGAAUCCACUUUAAUGAGAGGAUCAUCCGUUGAUUUGGAUCGUUUACGAGAAGAGGCGAGAAGGAGAGCCCGAAUGAAAAGCGAUGAGCAGCUGGGGAUUUUGAACACGCCGUUGAGUCGCUCAAAAACCCGCAGCCCACCACCGACACUAUUUGGUCGAGAUCGGGCGGCGACAACGGGACAAUUGGAUGACUCGGCUCAACUGCCCACAAUGCUCAACCAAGUCGAUCUGCGGAGGCAGGCUUUCUCGGCUUCUCGCGCGGACACGGCUCCCGAAAGUGACCUCAUGGCGCCACCAUUACCCGCCAGAACUCCGCCGAAACAAACAUUUUACGGUUUCCUUUCACCGAAUUUACAACACCGAAGCACCACCACGACGGCUUUGACGGAAAGCGCUGAAAAAAUUAAAGAGCCAAUCCAAUCGGAAAGCUCAAAAGAGAACGGUUUGCGCGCGCGGAACUCAAUCUGGGAUCAAUUGCGCGGGCAACGCAAUCACUCGCCGAUUGCCCCAAUUGAAGCGUUUCGUGGAGUGCCGCUUGCAUCGCCAAGUCUUGUCAUCAAUUCGGAUCAUGUCCCUUGUGCUGCUGUUGCCCCAUCGCCCCGACCACCAGCGACGACCAUCGCAAAAACGACAGUCUUUGUUCCCGGCAUUCCACCGAUGCCAACCGCUGCCGGACAAUCGAUCGCUUCACUGAGUGCUUCAUCGUCGGUUGCUGCCGACGUGCCAACACUGGCGCCAAGUGAUCGCAAUUUACGCUUCAUCCAGAAGAGGGGCGAGAAGAUUCGCCGACAACACGAAGAGGACCGACUCCGAACGGCGCAAGAUCUGCAACGACAACUCGACGAAUCAGAGACCCGCUUGGAAGCGAUUGAGCGACGGGGACGGGUUGUCGAGGCGAAUCUCAACUCGGAUCCAACAAGUGUUGAUCUGCUCUCUGAAUGGCGUUCCCUUGUUCAAGAAAAACAAAUCUUGACUGAUCGCGAAAAAGAUCUCCAGCUAAAGGCGAAAGAAGUACGAUUGGAGCAUCGCUAUCGAGAAUUGGACGCGCUCAUCAACCAGCAAAACGAUUUGAAACGAGGCAACGACGAUGACGAUGAAAAGGCUUCCCUGCUUCGCGAAAUGCUUUCGAUUAUCGAUCAACGGAAAGAGCUGAAACGGGAAUUGGACGAGACGAAUGUGACGUGGAGGAGGCGAAAAGUGAAACAAUCAGAUUCGACUUCUCAUCCAUCUCGGGCCACCACCCACACAGCUGCCGUCGAUUAUCGUCAAUGCAAUCCGGUCUUUCUUUGCAUA